ACGUCACGGCUGUUUCCUCCCCCAGCCUCCUCACUUUGACUCCCUCCUUGUUGUUUAGAGGAGAGACAGCCCCAUCGUCCCAGCCCCUCUCUUCUCUCCUCCUCUUGUUUCUGUCCCGGAGCCUCCAGACUGGGAUUAUCGGUCGUGAGAAGAUGCGGGCAGCGGCGCACACGCUGGCCGCAGUGCUGGCUCUGUUUGCCGCAGUGUCCGGGUCGCAGGCGGAGGUGAUCGAUGACAUCCUGAGCAGCCUCAACAGGGGAGCAUCCUUCCUGGAGCUACAGCAUGAGCACAUCAACCUGGACGGGGUGGUGGGCUUCCUCAUGCUGCAGGCUGAGCUAAAGGAAGCAGUUCGGACGUGGCCUCACACCGACACGGUCAGCUGGGCUCAGAGAACCACCGCCGUCGCUCUGGUCAAGCGUCUCGACCAAAGCUUCGAGAAGGCCGUCACCGCCCUGCAGCAGAACGACGCCAAAUACUACAGAGAGUUUGAGCCCCUGCUGUCGUGGAGUUUCUGGUUGAUCCCUCAGGGCUGGAGCUCCACAGACCCCAGCCUGGUCUACUCCUCCACCAUGACCACCGAGUGCUACGACGAGCAGCUCAGUGACAAGUGUCUGACGCUGCUGCUGGGAACGUGGAAGAUGAACGGGACGCCCUGCAUCGUCACCAAACCCUGUCGGGACACCAUGACCCAAUUCGGUUGUCCACAUUACUCUCUGUCUCACCAGCUGCUCUACUUCAUGAUCGGAAAAAUGAGGGGCUGCACCAACCUGCUGAAAGGCGACACACGACCGUCCCGAGCCAACAUGACCGAACGCAGCUACGAGAAGAUCUUCUGCUCCAACAUGAUGAAGACCAACCAGGACAUCAUCAAAGACGGCCUGACCGAGCAGACGGUGGACAUCUUCAUCGAAAACAUCCUUAUUUGUGGAUUGGCUGGUUUCUCUGACUUCUACAAAGCUGAUUGGCUGCAGCACAUCCUCAGGCUGCAGGAUGAGGAAGUGGGCUGCUUUGGGAGAGACAAGAGCAUCAUCUCUCAGAUCAUUGGAGACGAGCUGCUGGAACAGCUGCAGCCUCACAGGAGAGUGAAGAGGAGGGAGAAAAUACUACCAGAUGGCUGCUCCAGUCACAUGACUGCUGUGGCUGUCGGCGCUCUGGGAGGUUACCUGAACUACUACCUGGCAGAACAGGACAUCACAAAGCGGCCGCUCUCCUGAACGCCCUCACCCGGGGGUUUUCCUCUGAUAAACACUUUGUAGAUCAUCAGGUUAGAGAUGCUCUUCAUGACUCACGACACAAUAUGUUACUUUAUGAACACGGUCGUAAGAUGAUGUAAAUGCUCAAUAAACUCUGGGAUGUGGCUGUUUGACACA
Labrus mixtus (cuckoo wrasse) is the source of this 1370-nucleotide messenger RNA. RefSeq names its product chromosome 20 C16orf89 homolog (gene c20h16orf89). The record is from RefSeq and is a predicted model, not a curated record. Bases 153 to 1214 code for a protein of 353 amino acids. Gene Ontology annotation, cellular component: membrane; cytosol. The transcript has 8 exons. Lineage: Eukaryota; Metazoa; Chordata; Actinopteri; Labriformes; Labridae.